Messenger RNA from Clarias gariepinus (North African catfish), 990 nucleotides. Its product is annotated as trace amine-associated receptor 13c-like. The coding region runs from base 1 to 990 and encodes 329 amino acids. Gene Ontology annotation, molecular function: trace-amine receptor activity. Gene Ontology annotation, cellular component: membrane. The transcript has a single exon. Lineage: Eukaryota; Metazoa; Chordata; Actinopteri; Siluriformes; Clariidae. The record is from RefSeq and is a predicted model, not a curated record. Gene Ontology annotation, biological process: G protein-coupled receptor signaling pathway.
AUGAACUUGACAGAGUUUAAUCAGUCUGAUCGCUGUGAGCAUUUCUCUUGUCCAGAGAGAUCUGUAUCUUCUGCAGUUUAUAUCUUACUGUAUGUGUGUUCAGCUGCUGUGGUUGUGCUAACAGUGUGUGGAAAUCUGCUCGUCAUCAUCUCUGUUUUUUACUUCAAGCAGCUUCACACACCGACUAACCUGCUUGUGCUCUCUCUGGCUGUGUCAGACUUACUUGCUGGAAUUUUUGUAAUGCCACCAAUGUUAAUCUGGACUAUUGAGUCAUGCUGGAUUUUUGGGAUUUUUUUUUGCACCAUCUACUGGCUGAUUAGUUUUACCUUUACAAUAUCAACCUUUACUGUUGCACAGAUUGCUGUAGAUCGUUAUUUGUUUCUGUCAAAGCCCUUUUUAUAUAUGAACAUUGUCUCUCUAAAAAUCACUCGUGUUGUAAUUAUUUUAAAUUGGUGUGUGGUGGUGGGCUACAGCAUAGCAGUCCCUUAUUUCAAUGGAAACUUCUCUGGUUCUGUAAUGUGUCCUGGAGAGUGUUUUCUCUAUCUAAAUGAAGUUUGGUCUGUAAUUGAUCUUGUGUAUUCAUUUAUAUUUCCACUUUCUGUUAUAAUCAUAUUCUAUACUCUGGUUUUUGUGAUUGCUAAGAAACAUGCCACUGCUAUCAGAGAGCUUAAUAAUCACACACGACCUAAAACACAGAAAAUCACCUCACACUCAAUGAAAUCUGAGAGAAAAGCAGCUAAAGUCCUCGGCAUUUUAGUGUUUGUGUUCAUAAUGUGUUUACUUCCAUACUUUAUUUACAGUUUAUUGGGCAACGUUAUUGAACUACAGAGAGAAACCUUUCAGAAACUCCUAAUCUUGGUUUCUUUAAACUCCACCAUUAAUCCAGUUAUUUAUGCUCUGUUUUACCCGUGGUUUAGGAGGUGCAUUAAAAUAAUUAUAAGUUUUCAAAUACUUCAGACAGACUCCGCUUUAAUUAAUGUUCUUUUAUAG